Messenger RNA from Notothenia coriiceps (black rockcod), 402 nucleotides. RefSeq names its product spexin-like. The transcript is spliced from 6 exons. Lineage: Eukaryota; Metazoa; Chordata; Actinopteri; Perciformes; Nototheniidae. Bases 78 to 380 code for a protein of 100 amino acids. The record is from RefSeq and is a predicted model, not a curated record. Gene Ontology annotation, molecular function: neuropeptide hormone activity.
GAGGAAGCACAAAUCACACACCCUGCAGGAGAGCACAACACAAUCCAUUUCCCAGAAAAUCAUUAAAGAGUUCCACCAUGUCUCUAAUUGUCACGCUGCUGGUGGUGACUUUGGCUGCUCAGUGUUGGACUUCCCCACAGCAGAGAAACUGGACUCCUCAGGCCAUCUUAUACCUAACGGGAGCACAAGGACAUCGCUCAGUUCUGCAGCGCCCCGGCAGAGAGGAAGGAGACACCUUGCACUCAGUGACUCACAGAGAUGGACCGGGUUUGAAUUUGUCCUCCUUGUUUCUGGAGCUUCUGCUGCGAGCUGUGGAAGAAGCUGAAGGCAAUCCAGAUAAUUACCCAAAUGAACAACAGCUGAAUCUAAAUUAUUUGUGAAAACAAUUUUCCAUUGUAUUGU